Yarrowia lipolytica CLIB122 is the source of this 615-nucleotide messenger RNA. RefSeq lists its product as uncharacterized. NCBI's taxonomy places the organism in Eukaryota, Fungi, Ascomycota, Dipodascomycetes, Dipodascales. Gene Ontology annotation, cellular component: cytosol. The record is from RefSeq and is a predicted model, not a curated record. Gene Ontology annotation, biological process: small GTPase-mediated signal transduction. Gene Ontology annotation, molecular function: protein kinase binding; GTPase activity; GTP binding.
AUGGCCAUCUGCGGCGGAGCCCCCAAGGCUAUUUCAAGAAAAAUUGUCAUUCUAGGUGAUGGUGCUUCCGGUAAGACCUCUCUGCUGAACGUUUUCACUCGGGGAUACUUCCCCCACGUGUACGAGCCCACCGUGUUUGAAAACUACGUGCAUGACAUUUUCAUCGACGGCCAGCCCGUACAGCUGUCUCUGUGGGACACUGCUGGUCAGGAGGAGUUUGACCGACUACGAUCUCUGUCGUACUCAGAUACACACACCAUCAUGCUGUGUUUUUCCGUCGACUCGCGCGACUCGCUGGAAAACGUGCAGACCAAGUGGGUGGGUGAGAUUGCCGACCACUGUGAGGGCGUCAAGUUGGUGCUGGUGGCUCUCAAGUGCGAUCUGCGAAACAAUGAGGAGGGCGGCGAGGGCGCCAAGAAGACGUACGUCACCUACGAGCAGGGCCUGGAGGUGGCCAAGAAGAUUGGCGCUCUUCGAUACCUCGAGUGCUCGGCCAAGAUGAACCGAGGAGUCAACGAGGCUUUUACCGAGGCUGCUCGAUGUGCUCUGGGAGCUAAGCCCAAGGGCGCUGCAGCCGAUGACAAGGAGGAGUCUUCCAAGUGCGUCAUCAUGUAG